Messenger RNA from Mytilus californianus (California mussel), 3078 nucleotides. Its product is annotated as DNA ligase 3-like. The record is from RefSeq and is a predicted model, not a curated record. Gene Ontology annotation, molecular function: DNA binding; DNA ligase (ATP) activity; zinc ion binding. Lineage: Eukaryota; Metazoa; Mollusca; Bivalvia; Mytilida; Mytilidae. The coding region runs from base 82 to 2547 and encodes 821 amino acids. Gene Ontology annotation, biological process: double-strand break repair via alternative nonhomologous end joining; lagging strand elongation; DNA recombination. The transcript is spliced from 18 exons. Gene Ontology annotation, cellular component: DNA ligase III-XRCC1 complex.
CGUUAGUAUCCAAAGAAAAAGGCAAACAGACUAUUUCAAGUUUAUGUAACGCAAACUUUACUUGUUUUAUAUGCGAAUUAAAUGAUUAAAACCCUCCUGAGAACUACUUGUAUAAAUGGAAAAACUGUGCCAAGAAAACAAAUUUCUAGAUGUAUUUUGAGGAGAGAUGUAAACUUUAGCUGGUGUGCAUCAAACAAUGAACAACAAAGGCUAUUCAGGGAGUUAAGAUUACCUUUAGAAUCACAGAUUUCCCAUCAUGUGAGAUUCCAAUAUUUUCUUUUCAAAUUUGUGCAUAAUUUCCACACACCCGUAAAAUGGAAUAACAAAUAUAUUGUCAGUUAUGCCAAAGAAGGGACAACCAAAUGCAAAAAAUGUAAAUCCAAGAUAGAGAAAGGGGAUUUAAGAGUUGGUAAAGAAGUGACCAAUCCAUUGUCCAAAGGAGUAGGAGAUAUGAAGCUGUGGUAUCAUCCAAGGUGUAUGGUUGAAACAUUUAAACUAACUACAACAAUGAUACAAAAGAUGGAAGGAUUUGGUGACCUUGAACAGGAGGAUAAAGAUAACCUUAAUAAAAUGAUAAACGAAUCCAAGUCUUCACUCAAGAAAACAGAAAGUUUGAAAACCAUAAAUAGUGCAUUUAAGAAAAAGAAGACAUUUAAGCCUACACAAUUGUCUCCCAAAGUCUCAAACACUGUUUCUUCUUCCUCCUCUCCAACAGACUUACUGGCAGCUAACAUAGAAUUAUCAACUUCUGAUAGAGAUGAAGAACCACUUUACAGUAAUAUAGUGAAUCCUGGGGAUUCCUUAGAGAAUUUCAGGAAGUUAUGUGAAGACAUUGCAGCAGAAAAAAGCUAUCUGGUAAAAACACAGAAAGUUUCCACUUUGUUAAAGGAGGGUCCACAUGGAGAUGGAUUUAAAGCUGAUGCCUACCUGUGGUUGAAGUUGUUGUUACCAGGAUUUGUGAAGCGUGUUUAUAACCUCAAGAGUAAACAACUGGUAAAGUUAUUCAGUCGGAUUUUUGACACUUCUUAUGAAGAUAUGGUUGAAGAUCUAAAUCAGGGAGAUGUAGCAGAAACAAUCAAAACUUUCUUUGAACAAAGCCAUAUGGUACUACCCCAGAGGAGAAGUACUCUUAUGUUAAAAGAGAUUGAUCAGUAUUUAGAGGAACUCACAAAGGUCAGAAAAGAGGACGAUCAGAUGAAAAUUCUUCAAGAAGUAACAAAAAGAUGUACAGCUGAUGAUAUAAAGAUGUUUGUGAGAUUGAUUACAAGGGAUUUAAAAAUGAAUGCGGGUGCAAAGACUAUAUUGAAUGGACUAGAUAAGAAUGCUUACGAUGCCUUCCAAGCUUCUAGGGAUUUGAAGGAUGUUGUACAGAGAGCUAUGAAUAGAGGGUCCAAACCAGGAAACAGUAAACCUCUCAAUAUCAGGACAUUGUUAAUGACACCAGUGCUACCUAUGUUGGCUCAACCUUGCAGAUCUAUUAAACAAGCAAUUAAAAAAUGUCCUGAUGGAAUGUAUGCAGAGAUGAAAUAUGAUGGAGAAAGAGUUCAAGUUCAUAAAAAGGGAGAUAACUUUUCCUACUUCAGUAGAAAUUUGAAACCUGUUCUGGAUCACAAGGUGAAGCAUUUUUCUGAGUACAUCCCUCAAGCCUUCCCAUCAGGAGAUGAUCUGAUAUUAGAUGCUGAAGUUGUAUUGGUUGAUAAUGAAACUAACAAGCCUCUUCCAUUUGGUAACUUAGGAGUUCAUAAGAAAGCUGAAUUUAAGGAUGCCCAAGUAUGUUUAUUUAUAUUUGACUGUCUGCAUAUUAAUGGAGAAAACAUCAUGCACAAACCUAUUAAAGAAAGAAGGAAUAUUUUACAAGAUGAGAUGACAGAGAUUAAGAAUAGGGUUAUGUUUUCUGAGAUGAGGUUGAUUAAAGAUCCAGAGGACCUACAAGAUAUGAUGGAUGAUGUUUUUGGUCAAGGAUUAGAAGGCCUUGUUUUGAAAGAUAUAAAUGGUGUUUAUUCACCAGGAAAGAGACAUUGGUUGAAAGUGAAGAAAGAUUACUUACAAGAAGGCACAAUGGCAGACUCGGCAGAUUUAAUUGUUCUUGGAGCUUAUUAUGGUACAGGGAAUAAAGGUGGAAUCAUGUCAAUAUUUUUAAUGGGAGCAUACAAUCCUCAUACAAACAAGUUUUGCACUGUUACAAAAUGCAGUUCAGGUCUUGAUGAUAAGACUUUAGAAGAACUACAGUUCCAGCUUGAAGUGGUAAAAAUCAACAAAGACGUCACCAAAGUACCAAACUGGUUACAUGUCAAUAAGUCCCUCAUACCUGAUUUCGUUGUCAAGGACCCGAAAGAAUCUCCAAUCUGGGAAAUUAUUGGAGCUGAGUUUAGUAAAUCACCAGCCCAUACGGCUGAUGGUAUAUCAAUACGAUUCCCCAGGAUUGCUGAUGUUAGAGAUGAUAAAACAUGGGAAUAUGCUACUGAUGUUCCAAUGCUACAGGAUCUGUUUAAGAAAUCUAAAGAAGCAUCCGACAUAGUAACCCCAAAUAAAGGGAAACCCUCAUAGACACUUCUACAAAAAUAUAAUAGCCUAACUUAUGAUGCCACUGUCAAUAGUGAGAAACAUGUUUGCUAGAACGGCAUUGGAUGAUAGGGAAAGUGAUGGCACUAGUCCAGCCACAUCAGAAAUGAGCUUGAAAAUGUAGAUUUUUGUGGUGACAUUUUAGUACAAGAGACAAAGAACUGUGAACAGCUCUGCUUUGCAGAAUGCUUGGUUGAACUUUAAAUGGAAAAAUGGACAGUUUGUUAUGAAAGAUGAAUACUUAUUUGGGUGAUUUUAUAUUGGAAUUGAUAACCAAUAAUAAAAAAAAAUAUGAAAAAUCUUAUUUUAAUGUUGAAUCAGCUGACUGAAUGGGUCAUUUUAGUAAUUGUCAUAUUUGGAAUUAGUUAUUUUUAUUGCAAGUUAAUAAUUAUUAUUCGACUCUAAAACUACUGGUACUUGUCUUAGGAAUCCCUGAUGAUAAUUGUUCCAAAAUACCUGUUGCGUGUACUGAAAUCUGUAUCAUACACAUGAUACAUGUACAUAUAUAUAUCAUGC